Messenger RNA from Physeter macrocephalus (sperm whale), 2419 nucleotides. RefSeq names its product inorganic pyrophosphatase-like. Lineage: Eukaryota; Metazoa; Chordata; Mammalia; Artiodactyla; Physeteridae. Gene Ontology annotation, cellular component: cytoplasm; extracellular exosome. The transcript has a single exon. Gene Ontology annotation, molecular function: inorganic diphosphate phosphatase activity; magnesium ion binding. The record is from RefSeq and is a predicted model, not a curated record. Gene Ontology annotation, biological process: phosphate-containing compound metabolic process.
AUGAGCAGCUUCAGCAGCAAGGAGCACACCGUGCCCUUCACCCUCGAGUACUGAGUCUUCCUCAAAAAUGAAAAAGGACAAUAUAUAUCGCCAUUUCAUGAUAUUCCAAUUUAUGCAGAUAAGGAUGUGUUCCACAUGGUGGUUGAAGUACCACGCUGGUCGAAUGCAAAAAUGGAGAUUGCUACAAAGGAUCCUUUAAACCCAAUUAAACAAGAUAUGAAAAAAGGAAAACUCCAUUAUGUUGCAAAUUUGUUCCCUUAUAAACGAUAUACCUGGAACUAUGGUGCCAUCCUUCAGACUUGGGAAGACAAAGGACACAAUGAUGAACACACUGGCUGCUGUGGUGACAAUGACCCAAUUGAUGUGUGUGAAAUUGGAAGCAAGGUAUGUGCAAGAGGAGAAAUAAUCAGGGUGAAAGUUCUGGGCAUACUGGCUAUGAUCGAUGAAAGGGAAACCAACUGGAAAGUCAUUGCCAUUAAUGUGGAUAAUCCUGAUGCAGCCAAUUAUAAUGAUAUUAAUGAUGUCAAGCAGCUGAAACCUGGCUACCUGGAAGCUACUGUGGACUGGUGUAGAAGGUACAAAGUUCCUGACGGAAAACCUGAGAACCAGUUUGCUUUCAACGCAGAAUUUAAAGAUAAGGACUUGGCAAUUGAUAUUAUUAAAAGCACUCAUGACUAUUGGAGAGCAUUAGUGACUAAGAAAACUGAUGCAAAAGGAAUCCGUUGCAUGAAUACCACAGCGUUUGAGAGCCCCUUCCAGUGUGAUCCUGAUGCUGCCAAAGCCAUCGUGGAUGCUUUACCACCACCAUGUGAAUCUGCCUGCACAAUACCAACAGAUGGGGAUAAAUGGUUCCAUCACCAGAAAAACUAAGGAAAUUUCUCUGGAAUACAAAUUGAUAUUGCUGCAUCCUAUUCGUCUGAAAGCAUUAGAUACAAAAGUAGUAACUUUUCCAAGCUUUAAAUUUAUUGAACUAAUCAAUCAAAUUCUGCUAUGACCAAUCCAAUAUAUCCAUACUGUUAUCCAUCUAAAAGCAUCUUUCAUAUCAACUAAGAUAACUUUUAGUUCCUGCUUAAAUAUCAAGACAGUUGUAGUUUGGAAGUCAUCUGUGAAUAAAUGUCCAAGAUAAGUAUGUAUUGGAUGUAUAUGUUUGCCAUGUGUUAGGAAAUAAAAUUAUUUUAUUGAAACUUGGUUUAUGAUAUUUUUAUUUUAAUCUGAAGCCUAACAGUACCAAGCAGGCUUGGGUGCUGUUUGGUAUUUGUUUUCUGUGAAUGAUCUUAUAAUUCACUUUUAUUUAUUAGACUAAAACUGACUUUAUUUGUAGGCACCUGAAAAUGAAAUCCCUUAUAUUUACAGCAGUCUUUAUACUAUACUCUUACCUAAUUCCUAUCAUCCCAUUGUGAGCCAUCAGCCAAGAUAGUUUUGUGAUUAAAUUCGUGGCUUUGGAGCUGUGCAGACCUGAGUUUUUAAUCCUAGCCCGUCUACUUAUUUAGCUCUAUAAUCUCAGGUCAGUGUUGGCAUCCACUGACUGUGUUUUCUCAAUCAAGUUGUGAUUUUUCUUGGUUGUUGGUAUGAUGGGUGAUUGUUAAUAAUAUCCUAGACAUUUUGUCUGUUAUGUUAGGAGACACUAGAAUCCAUCUAAAUCUUUUAGCAGGCAUCACCCUAUUUAGGGUUAGCACACGGGUCUUGGCCUGCUUUUGUGGACUCUGGUUUCAAUGGCAGUUUAAUUUUCAGCAGCUUUGCAGUGUUAUUUUGGUCAGCUUGGUUUAUCUGGUGACACUGGGGCUUCUGUUGGCUCCUGCUGGUGCUGCCUGAGGGGGCUGAGUAUCUCUUGGUGGAGGAGGAGAGUCUUAGGCUACAGGGAUAAAGAAGCUUCCUGAACUGGUCUACCCAUUAUAGCUGGAUUUCUCCCUCAGGCUCAGCUCACCCGCCUACCUAGGUAACUCUUGGUGGAAAAGGGGAGUCUCAGGCCUUGUGGGGAAGGAGAGUGCCUCCCUGGUUGUUUAUUUCUGCCUGGGCUCCCAAUGAGCCCCCUUGCCAGGUAGUAUCAUGCCCACCAGAGGGACCCCCAUUCCCUAUGGGGGAGGUGGAGGAAUGAGCCUAUCUGGACUGCCUUCUGUUGCUAGAUUAGGGGUUGGGAAGGACUCUUCUCCUCCUCCUGGUGGUGGUAGGAUGCAUGUGCCCUGUCACUACUGUUCUCUGGUCCUGGGGGCCCAAACCAGCUCGCCUUCUUAGCACCUUUCAGAGUUCUUGGUUGUGUCUUGUCAUCUCCAGGGUUUAUAGCUGUGCUUAGCAGGAUAAGUAGAGAAAAACAAGUCUAUGCCUUCUUGUCUGGUCCAGGACCAGAAACAUCAACAUUCAGAUUUUAGUAAUAUUUCUUAUUCCUUUUAUAAGUUCUGUUUUUAAAUGCUGCCUCAGUCAU